Actinia tenebrosa (Australian red waratah sea anemone) is the source of this 2700-nucleotide messenger RNA. RefSeq lists its product as uncharacterized. Gene Ontology annotation, molecular function: extracellular ligand-gated monoatomic ion channel activity; transmembrane signaling receptor activity. The record is from RefSeq and is a predicted model, not a curated record. Gene Ontology annotation, biological process: monoatomic ion transmembrane transport. Gene Ontology annotation, cellular component: membrane. Lineage: Eukaryota; Metazoa; Cnidaria; Anthozoa; Actiniaria; Actiniidae.
GAUAUGAAGAAAGAAGAAAUCAGCAUCAACAUAUGGCAACGUCAGUACUGGUAUGACAACAGGCUGGCAUGGAAACCGUCCGAGCAUGAAAAUAUCAUACAACUAGGCGUCUUCUUAAAGGAAAUCUGGACACCGGAUAUCUAUCUGUAUUAUUCGUCAGGAAAAGUUAACAAGUUUGGAAAGGACUUUCCAGGUGGCCUUCCAUUUAGUGCACAAAUAAGUAGCAGUGGAGUCCUAUUCUUCUCCCAACCAACCACAAUCUAUGCUCCUUGUGAGGUGGACGUAGGAUUCUACCCCUUUGACGAUCAGAUCUGUAAACUGACAUUCGGCACGUGGUCACAGGAUGCGUCUGUCGUUCGCAUGCUACUAUAUGAAGGUGGUUUUGACAUGACGUCUUAUCUUAAUCACAACGAGUGGGAGAUUGUGUCCGUCAAACCAAGUACACAAACGGUACAGCUCGGAUCUUCCGAGAAUGGUCACGCAAUCGUGGUUUACACGAUACAUUUGAGGCGUCACGCGUUAUUUUACAUGAUUAAUUACAUUCUACCAUCGAUUAUUAUCGCUAUCUUGUCGUUACUUCUCUUUCUGAUUCCUCCGGAGGUUGGAAAGAGGAUGGAGGCCGGCAUCAACCUUCUUUUGUGUCUGUCUGUCUACCUAAUGCUGGUGAAUUCGAAGAUGCCUUUAUCGUCCAAGUCCUUUCCUUUGCUCACCAAGUUUUAUGGCUGCACUAUCAUGAUUCUCGUUGUCUCUUUGUGUUGUUCCUGUUGGGUUUACAGUUAUUACUUCAUGAAUCCCUCGGGAUGGGAUAUUUAUCACUUGCCUUCUCUAUUAGAGAAAGUUAUUUUCAAUUUUCUUGGUCCAGCAUUGAACUUGCCUCGCAAAAGCAGGCCCUUACAGCAUUCUUCAAACCCUUGCAACAUAGACGUGAAGGGCCACGAGAAUCAAGCACUUGAUGAAAACCAAAUUUAUGGACUGGAACUUAAAGGAGCUGCAGAAGCAAACACAGAUCAAUCCAAGAGCGAAAAACGUUUGACUCAAAGUAGUAGUUCCUUGGUCGAUGAAGCUGUUUCAGUCGAUAAUAAAGAACAAGAAAGAGAGUUAAGUAAAGAAGAAUGCUCAGCUGUUAAAGAUGCUUGUGAUUCAGGUCAUGAUGAAGAAAAAGCUGUUAAGAGCAGCUUGGUUGAUGAAACUCUUUCAGUUAAUGAUACGAUAAAAAAAGAAGGAAAUCGAAGAGAAGAGGAAUGUUCAACUGUUGCUUGUGAUUCAAAUCACGGUGAAGAAGAAGAUAGGAGCAGCCUGGAUCCAUCGAUGAAGAAGAAGAAGAAGAAGAAGACGAAAAAGAAUUUACAAAAGAAAGAAGAGGAAUGUUCAACUGUUGUUUGUGAGUCAAAUCACGGUGAAGAAGAAGAUGGAAGCAGCCUGGAUCCAUCGAUGAAGAAGAAGAAGAAGACGAAAAAGAAAAAGAAAAAUGCGUCAAAGAUCAUUCAAAGGACAAUUGCAGUUAAGAGAAUUACAGGGAGUUUUGAUCAGCACAUCAAAGAAUCAUCUCGUGGCCAAGACGAUGGCGAUGACAACCGUAAUAAUGGUCAGGAUAAAAACCUUCGAGAAGAAGAACAUGCAACCGAAACUUUGUUCAGUGAGCUUACAGUAGUAACCCCUGUUCCCUCGGACUUCCCUCCCGGUCAAGACCGCCACUUACUUUACCUGGCCCAAUCGUCAAAGCAAAAGGAUCAGAAAUUUGAGAACACCGAGAGAUGGAAAUUAGCUGCCAUAAUCCUCGAUCGUUUCUUCAGCAUCCUUCUUGUCCUAAGCAUCGUAGUGUCAUUCUUAGCAUGUUUCUUAAGUUCUCCAAGAGUGCGAAUGGGUUUAAUCUAGUUGGUAUUCAUUUGUAUUCGGCCGCGUACUUUAUAAAUCUUGUUUCUCGUUGUUUAAUAUUUUCCAAUUUCAGACUAUUCUAUUGAGCAUAAUCGUCUAAUGCGCAACCGUUAAACAAAGAAAUUAUAUACUCGGGAAUGACACAUGGUCUGAAAUGGGAAAACAUUUCAACACGACGAAUCGAAUUAGUAAAGUCUACUCACUAGUCUAUAUUGGCACAUAUACUUUGGUUGCAAAUCCUUUUUGCUUGACUCUUGUUAAGGUUUAAUGAAGACUCUACAGGACUCAGAAAAACGGAGCCGGUUACUGAUGAGUUGCUGUGAUGCAAAGCAUCAAUUUCUUGAGGCUUUCAUUUAGUUUGCUUGUGAUACUCGUUGCUAUUCGCUAACCAGUGGCACUAUUAUUAGCCACUUUCAAGGUUAAGGAAAAACCUGGGUCGAGUUGGCAUUGUAGAGGGGCUGUYUUAGGGAACAUACUUCCAAGAUGGCGGCUACUUUGGCAGUCCAGAUAAUUUUUGUUUUAUGUAAAUACUGGUAUAUUCACUGAUGUCAAAUUUCAUCCACGUGAUCAUAUUGUAUUUAAGUAGCAAAUUAUUCACUUUACCACUGAUAGGUAUGUUUAUAAAUGACAGUGUAAUUUCUUUCGAGGUCCUUGGCAAUCUAUGAAGGGUAUUUUGUCCAAUAGUUAAUCAGUGGCAAAAAUGUAACGUCAUGUGAAUUAACGUGCAUGAAUCGAAAUGAAAGUCAUGUUAUACUGGAAUUUCUUAUGUGCAACUGAGUGGUUAAUGUAGCAGCAGAAACUCGUAACAGGGAAGGGGGGGGGGGU